Gymnodraco acuticeps is the source of this 2905-nucleotide messenger RNA. Its product is annotated as histone deacetylase 8. The coding region runs from base 109 to 1245 and encodes 378 amino acids. The transcript has 11 exons. NCBI's taxonomy places the organism in Eukaryota, Metazoa, Chordata, Actinopteri, Perciformes, Bathydraconidae. Gene Ontology annotation, molecular function: histone deacetylase activity. The record is from RefSeq and is a predicted model, not a curated record.
GACUGUUGACGGUGUAACACCACACUGGAGAAGACGCUUGCAUCCCUUCAUUGUAAAUUGUUUUUUAGCUCCAUUUAUUCUCCUUUGAAUAUCUUUAAUUCAUCGUAAAUGAGUUGCAGCGGAGACAGCGAUGAUGACAGCAGUUGUAAGCGGAAGGUGGCUUAUGUUUACAGCCCGGAAUACAUCCAGACUUGCGAUAGUUUAUCCAAAGUACCAAACAGGGCAAGUAUGGUCCACUCACUGAUAGAAGCCUACGGACUCCUUAAACACAUGAGCGUCGUUAAACCUCAGGUAGCGACCAUCGAGGACAUGGCCAAGUUCCACACAGACUCUUACCUGGAGCAUCUUCAGAAGAUCAGCCAGGACGGAGACAACGACGACCCGCAGUCCGGAGACUACGGCCUGGGUUACGACUGUCCCGUGGUGGAGGGGAUUUAUGACUACGCGGCAGCAGUAGGGGGCGCUACACUGACAGCAGCUCAGUGUCUGAUGGACCAAAAGUGUGAAGUGUCUGUAAACUGGGCAGGAGGCUGGCACCACGCCAAGAAGGAUGAGGCGUCAGGUUUCUGUUACGUGAACGACGCUGUGCUGGGAAUCCUCAAACUGAGGGAGAAGUACGAGAGGGUUCUGUAUGUGGACGUGGAUCUGCAUCAUGGAGACGGUGUGGAAGACGCCUUCAGCUUCACAUCCAAAGUCAUGACCAUCUCGUUUCACAAGUUCUCCCCCGGCUUCUUCCCAGGUACGGGGGACCUGUGUGACACGGGGCUGGGUAAAGGACGAUGGUACGCCGUGAACGUCCCGCUGGAGGACGGCAUCAAGGACGACAGAUACUACCAGAUUUUUACCAGCGUGAUGCAGGAAGCGCGGGCGCAGUUCAACCCGGAGGCCAUGGUCAUGCAGCUGGGGGCCGACACCAUGGCGGGGGACCCCAUGUGUUCCUUCAACAUGACCCCAGUGGGGGUGGGCAAGUGUCUGCAGCACGUCCUGCAGUGGCAGCUACCCACGCUGCUGCUGGGAGGAGGAGGUUAUAACCUGGCUAACACGGCCCGAUGUUGGACCUACCUGACGGCCGCCGUGCUGGGAAAGACUCUCUCCUCCGAGAUACCGGACCACGAGUUUUUUACAGAGUACGGACCCGACUACUCGCUGGAGAUCAGCCCAAGCUGCCGACCAGACCGAAACGACAGCAAACACCUGGACACGGUCAUCAGCACCAUCAAAGGGAAUUUGAAGAAUGUGGUUUAGGAGCCGGCAGCCUCAGCCUCCUCCACACCCACACACACACACACACACACACCCACCCACACACACACACACACACACACACACUCCAUGUUUCCUAACCAGGGCGAUGCGCGGCGGCUUUAAUGAAGACAAUAUGGAGACGGACCCCUUCGGCCCCGAGGCAUGAAGGCAGGAGGGGUUUGGGAAACAUUAGCUGAGUGUUUCCAGGGGGAAACAGUUUAAUAAGGGGGGGGGGGGGUGAUGUGGUUGCUGUACAGUGUUUUUAAUCCUUUUGUUUGUUGGAAAAGGUGUGUGUGUGUGAAUGAGAGUUCACUCAAUGGUUUUGUUGGUAUCAGGGGAUGCGUUUGUGUACAUCCCGUCUGUGGGAUAUUUAUUUUUUUACAGAAUGGAAAACCAGAGUUCUUCAGGUGUCAUGUUCCACGUUCACCCCCCCCCCCCCCCCCCCCCCCGAGGACAAAUAAGCGCUAAAACAGACACAAAGCCCAACAGUGCGGUUUCCCCCAAACGUCUCGUUAAAAAAACAAAAACCUGAGCGAGUCCGGAAAGUCCAGAAAAAAAGUACUUUUUAAAUGACUUGAGAAACGUGGAGAGAAAAAAGACACGUUGGUGAAGUUAGCCACAUUUGUUUCGACCCUUGGGCAAAACCUGUAAAUGAAACAUCUGGACAGCGUUUGUGUGAAAAACACACUUUCCCUGAACAUCUUCCAUUUCAAAUUCCAAAGAUUUCAUCAACUUCAAGAAGGUUUUUAGAUCAAACUUUAACGAGUUAGGAGAAGGUGAAAUCAAUUCAAAUAGGGCCGCUGCAGAAGAUUGAAUCCUUUACAACUCUUGAAAGAUUUGAAAUGUUAUUCUCAGCCGUAGCGUCACAUGUCCUCAGUGCCAGAUUAUCAAAAGCCAGUCUGUAGUAUAAAGUGUCCCUCUGUUAAGAAACAAGAUGUUCCCUUUUAAUGUCGCUAUACUCUCCCUAAAUACACAGUUGGGGAAACAUAAAAUCUCCCCAGCUGUUGAUGUGAGUCACAUUACACAGCUGCAUGUUACUGUGGACAAACACGUGAAGGUGAGCAGCGACACAGAAACGUUUUUGAAAUUGACAUUGCAUUCUGAAAGGUUGAUUCAUUAGGGCCAAAUUAUCUUAAAAACGUUCAUUUUGGACCAUAGAAAAAGUGGUUUGACACAAAGAAAUCCAACUGUGGAUCUUGUUUAGGAACUUUCAACUGGAUAUUGUGGUUUUGCCUCGCUCCAGACUUCCAUUAGUGUAAUUGUGGUAGCUAAAAACAUUCUUCAGACAUUAUAAUCGUUAAAUAUUCCUUUUUAUUCUUGACGAUUUUCCCCCAAAAUGGCAAAAGAACAGGAAAAUCCUGCCUUAUUACAUUUCCAAAAGGCUUCUUAGUGAUAACACUAUAAUAACACUUUUAAACCUGAGUCACUUUCUUCUACUACAUUGUUUAAUUGUCAAUAUCCUGUAUGUAUGUUACGUUACACAAGACUGACUGUCAUUUGACCAAAAAUCUUCAAAUAUGGAAACAUUUUAGCUUAAAGUUCACCUGUGAAAUCGUAAAGAAAAUGUGUUUAAUUUGUUCAUGCUUUUGUUUUUUAAACUUGUUGGCAUGUGUUAAAGUACAUACAAGGAGCGUUUGUUGAAAUAAAAGCCAGGAGAGCA